UCCUUGGAUCAGGUUAUGUGCAGCCCCCAGGUGAGGAGCCAUAACCUGAACCCAGAUGUUCUGUAUCCCUGGAGAGUGAAGACUCCAGGUCUGAGCCGAGUAAAGAGAGACUGGAUCAUUCCACCCAUCCGUGUUUCUGAGAACAGCAAGCAGGUCCCUGAAAACCUGGUCCAGAUCAAAUCAGACAAGGUUUUCAGUGGAGAGGUGAUCUACAAGCUGGAGGGCCCCGGGGUCGACCAGGAGCCAAAGGACCUCUUCGAAAUAGAUGAUAAAACAGGAUGGAUUAAGAGCAAAAUGCCUCUGGACAGAGAGACUCACAAGAGCUUCACGCUUAAAGCCUUUGCCCUGUCGCCCAGUGGAGAACGUCUGGAGAACCCCACCACCAUCGAGAUCUACGUCCUGGACCAGAACGACAACAGACCGGCCUUUAUAAAAAAGGAGUUUGUUGGAUCUGUACCAGAAUUUUCCAUUCCAGGUACUUCAGUGUUGACUGUAUCAGCGACAGAUGCUGAUGAUCCCAACACAGACAACUCAGUGCUAAGCUUUUCCAUAACAGCUCAGGAGAGCGUUCCACCUUUCAGCAUCAACAAGACCAUGUUUGGCAUCAAUAACGUCACUGGAGUGAUCUACACACGAGAUGUGGGACUGGAUCGAGAUGUGGUGCAGUCGUUCCGUCUGACCCUGCAGGUAGCCGAUAUGUCUGGAAUGGGUCUGACCAGCACAGCACGAGCCAUCAUUCACAUCACAGACAUUAACAACCAUGCUCCACAGUUCAAGCCUAACACGUACACAAUGUUUGCCACGGAGAAUAAAGUGGGAGAGGAUGUCGGCAGAGUGAACGCUACGGAUAAAGAUGAGAAGAACGGUGACAACUGGAGGAUUACUUAUUCCAUCAUUAAAGGAGAUUCAUCUGGAAAUUUUGCCAUCAGGACUGACCGUGUCACCAACCAGGGGAUCAUCUUUUCAGUGAAACCUCUGGACUUCGAGUCUCGAGCAGACUACCAGCUCACCGUGAGAGCAGAGAACGAAGUCCCUCUGAGUAUUAAAGCUCCGUAUGAAAGGAUCAGCACUGCUACCGUCACCAUCAAAGUUCUAAAUGAGAACGAAGCACCGCGUUUUUAUUCGAACCCUAUAGAGGUGAAAGCCCCAGAGUCCAUCAAACCAGGGACUGUCCUCAUCUCCAACAUCGCUCAUGAUGCGGAGAAUUCCAAACUCAGAUUUGAAAUUACUCAUGAUCCUGAGAAAUGGCUGUUGAUAAACCCUGAAACUGGAGAGAUUUCAGCCAAGAAGAACUUCAGCCUUCGCUCCCCAUACAUUAAGAAGAACAAGUACAGAGCCAUGGUGAAGGUCACAGACAUGGAUGCGGGUGGUACUUCCAUAAUGGCUUCUCUGGAGAUCACACUGUGGGAGACCAAUGAUUUCCCUCCUGUGCUCAUCCCUUUGAGUGGCAUCGUGUGCAGUAACAGAGAGAGACACAGACUCGGCCUGCUGAUCAGCGCUGUAGAUGAGGACCACGCCCCUCAUGCUGACCCUUUCAGCUUUGAGCUUGCUGAUAGAGACAUGGCUUUGAACUGGACCAUCAUACAGUUAAAUGAGACUCACGCCAUGCUGCAGCCUGUGAUAGAUAUAGAUCAGGGGGAGUUCUCCAUCCCGAUCACUGUAUCAGACUCGGGUUCUCCUUCUCUCUCCUCCAACGCAUUGGUGAACGUGACAGUGUGUCCAUGCGAUAGGGUUGGACAAUGUAUGAGCGCCACAGCGGCGGCCAUUUUUGGAACUAGAGCGGGAAUCAGCUUUAUCGCUCUUAUGAUCAUCAUGGCCAGUGUUGCUCUUCUAAUAUUGUUGUUGCUCCUUGCUGUGGCCAUGAGGAGCUGCACCAGGCGUGGUGUUAAAAAGGGAGGAGGUCUGCUGAUUGGAGAAUCAGACGAUGACAUACGUGACAAUGUACUGAACUACGAUGAGCAGGGCGGGGGAGAGGAAGACGAGGAUGCCUUCAACAUUGAUCUCCUGAGGACCCCGAAUCACAUGGUUCCUCCUCCGGAAUCCUUCAGUCCACCAGGAUCCGGUCAUCCUAAAUGGAAGCAGCCACUCCGGAAAGAUGCUCCGUACAACUUACCUUCACCUGCGUACCCACGCAAACCUAAAGGAGAACCUACCGACAUUGAAGAUUUCAUCAGUGAUUGCCUGGACGUUGCAGACAACGACCCCAACGUGCCUCCUUUCGACACGGCUCUGAUCUACGACUUCGAAGGAAACGCUUCUCUCGCGGGCAGCCUGAGCUCCAUCGCUUCCUGUGGCUCAGACGAAGACCAGGACUACGACUACCUUAACGACUGGGGACCGCGCUUCAAGAAACUGGCUAACAUGUACGACCCGCGCUAGUCAUCCUCAUAGCAUCUGUGCCUACACAAGAUUUCUUUUUUUUUCUCAAAGCACAUGUUUUUUCUAUUUAUAUAUAUAUAUAUAUAUAUGUAUCUCCUUAACCAAAACUCCAGGAGAAAGUGUUUCAACAUCAUUCCCACAUUCCCCACUGUACGCAUUAAGGGCUCUGUGAUGUAGGCACUACUGAUGAGGAUGGGAAUGUGUGUGUGUGUGUGUGUGGAUCAUCGAACCUGCAGAAGCUUCUCAAAUUGGCCUCCAGGGUGUUCUUUUAAAAGUUCAAUGCUGUCAAGUGAGAGACGGCAUGAGCCAUUUUUUUUCUCCCACAGCGCCGUUACGGAUCAGCGAGUUAUUUCACAACGCUGCCAUGAUGGUGCUUUUACAUUCUUUUAAAAAGGAAAGUGCAUUAUAAUAAGAGAGAGAUGUAAAAAGAACCAUUUUUCCUUUUAGGAUUCAGAGCUCCUAACACUAAUUAUCUGCAAAUGUGAGAACCUGGCUUUUCCAGCCAUUUGUGCUUCUUCUCCAAACUCUUCCCUUCUCCUCCAUGUGCUUCUUCUUCAAACUCUUCCCUUCUCCUCCAUGUGCUUCUUCUCCAAACUCUU
Molecule: messenger RNA, 2978 nt
Organism: Silurus meridionalis
Lineage: Eukaryota; Metazoa; Chordata; Actinopteri; Siluriformes; Siluridae
Gene: cdh15
Product: cadherin 15, type 1, M-cadherin (myotubule)
Exons: 14
Coding region: 16-2379 (787 amino acids)
Biological process (GO): cell-cell junction assembly; homophilic cell-cell adhesion; cell morphogenesis
Cellular component (GO): catenin complex; adherens junction; plasma membrane
Molecular function (GO): cadherin binding; calcium ion binding
Source: RefSeq, a predicted model, not a curated record